AAUAAUAAGAGAGAGAAAGCAAAGAAAAUUGUUGCCAUUAUUACUGCUCUGUCUAUAACAACGGUGCGAAUGUUGGAAGCAUGGAAGCAUACCAAAGGUCGAUAAUGGCGGCAAAACAUUGCUAGCCCAUUUCCCCAAAUUACCCCUCCCCUUCAAAGACAAAGCAGCUCAACAAACAAGGCCGCUUUAAAAGCAUCUUUCGCUGUUGCUUUUUUGUUACUCAUAGAUAAGGAAAAAGUUGGGUUUGAAUCUUUUUUUCUUUUUUUGCUUUAGCAUGGAAAACGGUGCCGGCGGUGGCGGAGUCAAUGGGUUUGGCGUUCCUGACAAGGAAACGGCGUCGGCCGGCGGCGCCGGGAACGGAAAUGCUGUUGUGGGUAGUUAUGGGUUGGGUGAGAACAAUAUCAUGAUGGGUCGUCAUGUCCAUCAUCAUCAUCAUCAUGGAUUUGACGGUGGUGGUAGCGGCGGUGGAGGCGCGGGCCCCACUAGCGGAGCAAACGAGAAUAGUAUAUACAUGUACGGUGAUGAUGUCGCCACUGCUCCCCCCCAUACCAACAGUAGUGUUCCACCUUUUACUGUGGGCGGCGGCGCCGCCGCCGCCGCGGUGGCCGUGCGCCUUUCCCAGGCUUUCAACUGUUCCAACACUGCUCCCCUGCGGCCCUUCAAAUCCCCAGGAAUGGCGACGUCUUUAGGAUUUCCAUUUACGUGCGCACAGUGGAAGGAACUGGAGAGGCAAGCUAUGGUGUAUAAGUACAUGAUGGCAUCUCUACCUGUUCCGCCUGAUCUUCUCUUGCCUCUUCCCACAGACGCUUAUAAUGCUGCUCCUCCCAGUUUUCAUACUCAAACUGGCGGGAGCAGCGUUCUGGGAUUUUCCGGCAAGAACAGAGAUUUAGAGCCGGGGAGGUGCAAGAGAACGGACGGCAAGAAAUGGCGGUGCUCGAAAGAAGUGGCGCCCAAUCAGAAGUACUGCGAGCGCCAUUUGCAUAGAGGCCGUCCCCGUUCAAGAAAGCCUGUGGAAGAUCACAAUAACACCAAGAAAACUCGUCUUCAACAACCAGUUCUUGAGUCUCCUUCAAUGGUGGUUUCCCAGCCUGCAAAUCCCGCCCCUUCACAGCUUCUUGCUUCUUCUUCUUCUUCUGAUAAUAAGCAGAAUGAAGGUCCCCAGUGUCUUGAUUCUAGAAUGGAUCACAGCUUCUCAAUCUCCCCUUUCAAUGAAUCACACAGGAGUUUGGACUGGGAGAUGGCUGCCAUGGGAGGAGGAGGAACUGAGGAGCAAUUGCAACAGUUGAUGGCAUUUGAGAGCAAUGUUUACAGAGACAAUGCACAGAUUCUCCAGCAAAUGAGCUUGUUUCACUGCAAAGAUUAUUAUGGCGAGUGCAAUCUGUAUUUCAAUCCAGAUUUGGGAUCACUGAACAAAGAGUUCAUCAAUGCCUGGGCAAAUGGCAGCAUUGCUAGCAACACUAACACCAAUAAUACAGACACUGGAUCUUGUGCUUAUGCACUUUCUCUGGCAAUGGCUGCUGGGAACACUCUUGACAGUGAGAUGGGAGUGGAGGGUGGCAAUGCAGGAAACUGUGACGAAGAAGAUAAUACUAUGUGCAGCAACUUAACGUUGCGAUCCCCUGUCUCGUGGGUCCCUUUUGCCUCGGGAGGGCCGUUGGCUGAGGUUCUGAAGCCGAGCCAACAGCAGCACCACCACCACCCCUCCUCGUCGUCCUACAUCAGCAAUGGCGACUCGAUCAGCCCUGCCGGGACGACAGUCUCCUCGCCCUCGGGCGUUCUUCAGAAGACGAAUCUGUUUUCGCAAUCCGAUGGCAGCGUUUGUAACAGCCCAACUGUUGCAGCAUCUGAAUUGGUUCCAUUCCAGUGGCUUAGCUAAGACUGCAGAGACAGCAGCAAUUUUCUUGAAAUUCCUAUGUUUUUGGGUUGCUUUGCUUUGCUUGCUGCAAAGUGCAAAUUGAGUCCUAUUCAUAUAUAUAUAUAUAUAUGUUGUUCCUUUUACCAUUGUGGUAAGUUGGUACCAUAAAAUACUGUCAGCAGAUUUCCUUUGAACCAUAAAACACUGCAAAGAUAGCAGUUUUUGUUAUGUUUUUGGUUCCAAACCUUAAAAUCCCUAUGUUUUUGGUUCUGCUUUUGCUUGCUACAAAGUGCAAAUUUAGUCCUA
Messenger RNA from Ipomoea nil (Japanese morning glory), 2161 nucleotides. RefSeq names its product growth-regulating factor 7. Gene Ontology annotation, biological process: DNA-templated transcription; developmental process; regulation of DNA-templated transcription. The record is from RefSeq and is a predicted model, not a curated record. Gene Ontology annotation, cellular component: nucleus. Gene Ontology annotation, molecular function: ATP binding. The transcript is spliced from 4 exons. The coding region runs from base 275 to 1876 and encodes 533 amino acids. NCBI's taxonomy places the organism in Eukaryota, Viridiplantae, Streptophyta, Magnoliopsida, Solanales, Convolvulaceae.